AUCAUUUGAUCGGGUAAGAAUUGUGAAUUUGUGAACCCGCUUCACAACCCAGAAACCAAAUAGAAAGGUAGAAAGGGAAGAAGCAAAUAGAAAGAGGAAAAAUCAAAUCGGAGUGAAAACUAUGGCGAGUGGAGCAGCAGCACCAGCAGGAGGAGGAGGGAAGGUAUCGUUUAAGAUCACAUUGACUUCUGAUCCAAAGCUUCCUUUCAAAGUGUUUAGCGUGCCGGAAGCUGCGCCUUUCACCGCCGUCCUCAAAUUUGCCGCCGAGGAAUUCAAAGUCCCUCCCCAGACAAGCGCUAUCAUCACAAAUGAUGGUGUUGGUAUUAAUCCUCAGCAAAGUGCAGGUAAUGUCUUCCUCAAGCAUGGUUCUGAAUUGCGGCUGAUUCCCCGUGAUAGAGUUGGGACUCUGCGGACCUCCUUUUAGAUGAUCUUGUCAUAAGAAUUACUACAACUCAGUUAUGCUGUCAAUGAAUUUCGUCUUGGAUGUAAGAAUUCGAGGCUUUAUAUACUACUCAUCGAAAUAUGUUCACCUCUUGUCUCGAAAUUAAUAAUGUACAAGUUACAAAAUGGAAAGGUUUUGGAGUUUGGAUAAA
Molecule: messenger RNA, 593 nt
Organism: Spinacia oleracea (spinach)
Lineage: Eukaryota; Viridiplantae; Streptophyta; Magnoliopsida; Caryophyllales; Amaranthaceae
Product: ubiquitin-fold modifier 1
Exons: 4
Coding region: 122-424 (100 amino acids)
Biological process (GO): protein K69-linked ufmylation
Cellular component (GO): nucleus; cytoplasm
Source: RefSeq, a predicted model, not a curated record